UCCUGCGGCCAGCACACGAGGGCCACCUAGGGCUCAGAGGGCCUCAGGAAACAGCCCUCCCUGACUCUGUGCAGGAUUCUCAGACUUACCCACGCCCAGGAAAACCCUAGUCCUGAGCAUGUCUGGGGCCAGGCAGGGGCUGAGGAAGGCCAUGGGAGGGCUGUAAGUGUGGGGCUCUGGGGGCUUCUGUGCCCCCACCCUCCCUCGUUCUCCAUGCUCUCCAGACAUGCUGCAUGGCUCCUGGCCUCUUUCCCUAGUGUGGAAAGGCUCCUUGACCUCAGGCAGAUUGUGUACCAUCCCCAGCUGCCAGCUGUGAUCACGGAGCAAGACAAAGACGUGCUGAGCUACAUGAUCAAUCUGGAGGUGGAGGAAGUAAGCCUGGAGAAUUACCGCUGUAGGAUGAAGUUUUUCUUCCUUCCCAACCCCUACUUCCGGAAUCAAGUGAUCGUCAAGGAGUAUCACCUUGAUAUCACUGGUUACCGGGCAUCUCGUUCCUCUGCCAUUGAGUGGUUCUGGGAUUAUGAGGGUGAAGCCCCAUUCAGGGAGCAGGACUCCACCGAUGUAAGCUUCUUCAGCUGGUUGUGCGAACACAACUGCCCGGGCUCUAACCGGAUUGCUGAGAUCAUCAGCGAGGACCUGUGGCUCACUCCCUUGCACUACUACCCCAGGGAUGAAGACCUGGUGUGAAGAAACACAGAGGGCGCCAGGAGGAAGACUCCACAGGAACGGACGGCUGCUGUAGGAUACAGAGAUGCCCUACAUGUGCAGUGGCCCUUACAUGGCAAUAAACUCUUAUCAAUUUC
This is a messenger RNA of Lemur catta (Ring-tailed lemur), 803 nucleotides long. RefSeq names its product testis-specific Y-encoded protein 1-like. Gene Ontology annotation, biological process: nucleosome assembly. The coding region runs from base 214 to 687 and encodes 157 amino acids. Gene Ontology annotation, cellular component: chromatin; nucleus. The transcript is spliced from 5 exons. Lineage: Eukaryota; Metazoa; Chordata; Mammalia; Primates; Lemuridae. Gene Ontology annotation, molecular function: histone binding; chromatin binding. The record is from RefSeq and is a predicted model, not a curated record.